AGGAACUGCAAAAUCCUAUUUGUUUCGAGGCACGUGAAGGCAGCUGUAGUCACGCGACGCGUUGUUUCUCUCCGACAGAACAAAUAUGGCGGAUGAUGGAGAGUCAUUGGAGUCUUGGCUCAACAAAGCCACCAAUCCCUCCAACAGACAGGAAGACUGGGAGUACAUCAUGGGUUUCUGUGAUCAAAUUAAUAAAGAGCUUGAAGGCCAUCAAAUAUCCGUCAGGCUGCUGGCGCACAAGAUUCAGUCCCCUCAGGAGUGGGAGGCAUUGCAAGGAUUAACGGUUCUUGAGGCGUGUAUGAAAAACUGUGGCCGACGGUUUCACAAUGAAGUUGGAAAAUUUAAGUUUUUAAACGAGUUGAUAAAAGUGGUCUCACCUAAAUACCUAGGAGACAGAGUGUCUGAUAAAGUGAAGACGAAGGUCAUAGAAAUGCUGUAUACUUGGACCGUGUCUCUCCCCGAUGAAGCAAAGAUCUGCGAGGCAUAUCAGAUGCUCAAAUCUCAGGGUAUUGUUGUCGUCGACCCAGAAGUCCCCCUGGACGCCACGCUGAUCCCCUCACCGUCUCCACGACCCAAAAAUCCUGUGUUUGACGAUGAGAAAAGGAGCAAGAGAUUAGCUGAACUCCUGAAAAGCAAAAGGCCAGAAGAUCUUCAAGAGGCGAAUCGGCUCAUCAAAAAUAUGGUGAAGGAGGAUGAGGUGAGAUCUCAGAAAGCAGCAAAACAAAGAAGCACGCUGGAGGCCGUCAACAACAGUGUGAAACUCCUCAAUGAGAUGCUGGCUCACUUCAGCCCUGAAGACUCCACCGAAGCGGAUAAAGAGCUUAUUAAGGAAUUGUACAGCGACUGUGAUAAGCUCAGACAAACGGUAUUUAAACUGGCCACCGAGACGGAGGAUAAUGACAGCAACUUGGGAGAGAUCCUGCAGGCCAACGAUGACCUCUCCACCGCAAUGAACUCCUAUAAGAAGAUUGUUGAAGGCCAGACCGUCAGCGGAGACCCUGAAGUCGCACAAGGCUCUGGAAGCACAAACGAUUCAGAGAUUCUCAUCGACCUGGUGGGUCUUGACAGGAAGACUCCCUCUCAGCCUGAGCCUGAACCUCAAGCCUCUUCUCUGGGUUUUUCGGGCAAUUUGCUUUGCGAAACGGCGCCCGCCGAGCUUCGUUCUAAGAGUGCCGCUCCGCCUUCUGCAGCCCUCUCCCUGCUGGAUGAAGAGCUGCUAUCUUUAGGCCUGAAUGAUCCUGGUCCUGUAGUUAAUGAAUCAAGCACCUCCAAUCAGAGCAAUCAUUUACCACCUCAACAGGAGUCCAGUCAACCUUUGGACCUUUUUGACUCCAGUUUGCCCGCCUUUAAUGCACUGUCGACACCUUCGCUCUUUCAACCAGCCCUCUCUGCGACGCUGACCUCAGUGACUCCCACCAGAGUGGCUGCCGCUUCCUCUGCCUCAAACUUCCCCAGCGCUGCCUUUUCAACACUCUCCGCUGGUGCAGCUUCAGAUUUUCCAGCAUCGGCUUCGUUCCCACAGCCGCCGGGCUCGGCUCUGAGCGGCGCGGCGCCUGCAGGUCCUUCGCCGUCACGCUGCAUGACCGCGCCGGCUCUCUCCACCGGCCUUCAGCACGUCUUCCAGCCUGGUCCAUCAUCUCUCAGUAACAAUUUACAAGACCUGGCCAUGCUGGAUCUGGGUAGUAAUGAUAUUCACAGUGGCAGCUCCACUUCAGCGAUGGCGGCCGAGAUGCCAGGAUGGUCGACUCCUCCGACUCUCCGGAGCCUCUCUGACAACAGCCCCCUGCUCCGCUCCAUGUCUCCCAUUCAGCCCCUGAGCCAGACCAGUCCAAGCAAAGGAGACGAGGCGUCCCUGGCUGCUGUUUUCGUCCCGCUGGAGGCCAUUAAACCAAGUACGCUCUGUCCUGUGACGGCGUACGACAGAAACGGUGUUCGCGUCCUGCUCCAUUUUGCCUCCGACUGCCCGCCUAGCAGGCCUGACGUGCUGGUGAUGGUGACCUCAAUGCUCAACACAGCCCCGCAGCCCGUCAGGAACAUUGUUCUCCAGGCUGCUGUGCCCAGGACGAUGAAGGUGAAGCUGCAGCCGCCCUCUGGGACAGACCUGGCUCCUUUCAAUCCAAUUCUCCCCCCUGCUGCCAUCUCUCAGGUCGUGCUGCUGGCAAAUCCUCUGAAGGAAAAAGUUCGGAUGAGAUUCAAACUGAUGUUUACGUUGGGAGAGCAGCCGUUCACAGAAGUGGGGGAGGUGAACGACUUUCCGCCUGCUGAUAGAUGGGGGGCUCUAUAAGUGCUGUACGUCAGCUCAUCGCAAACACCGCAAGCUUAAAAACCGUUUUAUUGUAUAUAGAAGGUUGGAUUAAAAACUUGAAUAAACCAGGAGCAGGCUGAGAUGCAGAAGGCAUGAAGUGUGACUGGUGGUUAGAAGCCAGUGAGACUCCAAUAUUAGUCCAUAAUGGUGUUAAAGUCAUUUUAUCUUAAUUUAAAUCCUACAUUUCUACAGAAGAGGAUUAGGGCCACUGGAAAAAUAAAAAAAAAGUUAAUUGAUUUUUAAAAUUUUAAAAGUUUAAAUAAAAUAAUGACUUUUUUU
Messenger RNA from Cyprinodon tularosa, 2584 nucleotides. RefSeq names its product golgi associated, gamma adaptin ear containing, ARF binding protein 3a (gene gga3a). Lineage: Eukaryota; Metazoa; Chordata; Actinopteri; Cyprinodontiformes; Cyprinodontidae. Gene Ontology annotation, cellular component: trans-Golgi network. The coding region runs from base 86 to 2284 and encodes 732 amino acids. Gene Ontology annotation, biological process: intracellular protein transport; vesicle-mediated transport. The record is from RefSeq and is a predicted model, not a curated record. The transcript is spliced from 17 exons. Gene Ontology annotation, molecular function: small GTPase binding; ubiquitin binding; phosphatidylinositol binding.